This is a messenger RNA of Umbelopsis ramanniana AG, 685 nucleotides long. RefSeq lists its product as uncharacterized. Lineage: Eukaryota; Fungi; Mucoromycota; Umbelopsidomycetes; Umbelopsidales; Umbelopsidaceae. The record is from RefSeq and is a predicted model, not a curated record. The transcript has a single exon. The coding region runs from base 305 to 484 and encodes 59 amino acids.
CCAGAACACGCUCGACACCUCUUGCUUCGACACCCAUGCUGAAGAACCGUUGGUACAGCUUGCCAAGCAUGGAAUUGCGGGAGGUUAGAACCUGAUCAGGCUCCUUUUCAGCAAAGUGGUCAGAAUUGCUAACGACCUCGCCUUCAUAUGGGCUUGGAGUGGCUUUCUCAUCACCAUAGGUGUGGUUGUCUACGCCAUGCACUUGGUUUUGGCCUAAUUCUGCCGAAGACAGUGUUGGGGAUGGAUCAGCCAUAGGAAAAAGGCGUGCGAUAAAGAACCAAGAAGUAGAAAGAAGGCUCGGCGGAUGGCAAUUUGUAACAAUUUUUUCAAGCGGUGUUAUCUCUGUCCUGCGAAUUUUUUUCCCUAUCAGGCAGUCAUGGCCAGAAUGGGGUUGAAUUCCCUUGUUCUGGCAAUUACAUCCAGCCCCGGUAUUGCUCUUUACAUCGAAGACCUGUCAUCCAACAAGAAGUUCAACCCAUGGUGAACAAGAAGCAAUCCAUGCUAAUGCUGCUUGACUUUCGUUCUCGGUGUACAGCCUGCCUUCAUACCGAGACAAAAAAAAAAUUUAUCCAUCCUGGCUCCGCUCUCACCUAUUGGUCCUCCAAAUCCAAAUCUGUGUUCAGGCCAUUUAGACCGUAAAUCGACUAGCACCAAUCACAUGGCAAAGUAAGAACAGCAAGCGUUG